AUAGAGCUUCGGUACAGGAGUCUUAGUUCAUCAGAACAUAUAGAAACCCCAAGUCAGCAACAUGGUUGCGUGGACAGAUUUCGAGCGCUCUACCAUCCACGACAUCUUUUCAAAGGUCGACGUCGCAUCAGUCGGUCACCAGGCGUUAACAAGGUGUCUUGUCGUGUACCCAUGGACCCAGAGGUACUUCAGUAAAUUUGGAAACUUGUACAACGCCGCUGCCAUCGCUGGAAACCCCAAGGUUGCUGCCCAUGGCUUGGUCGUAGUCGGCGCUCUGGAGAAAGCCGUGAAGAACAUGGACAACAUCAAGGGCACUUUCACCGAACUGAGUGUGCUGCACUCCGAGAAACUACACGUGGAUCCCGAUAAUUUCAGGCUGCUGGCUGACUGCAUCACCGUUGUCAUCGCCUCUGUCAUGGGUGCCAGCUUCACAGCUGAAGUGCAGGCAGCUCUGCAGAAAUUCCUGGCUGUCGUAGUCUCUGCACUCGGAAAGCAGUACCACUAAACGCUGAAAUGACUUUCAGUUAUUAAAACGACCAUGUACUUGGCAAAACAAGUCUUUGAAUAAAAAAAAAAACAGUA
Messenger RNA from Clarias gariepinus (North African catfish), 582 nucleotides. Its product is annotated as hemoglobin subunit beta-like. Lineage: Eukaryota; Metazoa; Chordata; Actinopteri; Siluriformes; Clariidae. Bases 62 to 505 code for a protein of 147 amino acids. Gene Ontology annotation, cellular component: blood microparticle; hemoglobin complex; haptoglobin-hemoglobin complex. Gene Ontology annotation, biological process: hydrogen peroxide catabolic process; oxygen transport. The transcript is spliced from 3 exons. The record is from RefSeq and is a predicted model, not a curated record. Gene Ontology annotation, molecular function: heme binding; oxygen binding; organic acid binding.